Molecule: messenger RNA, 2088 nt
Organism: Eimeria maxima
Lineage: Eukaryota; Apicomplexa; Conoidasida; Eucoccidiorida; Eimeriidae
Product: zinc finger (C3HC4 RING finger) protein, putative
Exons: 11
Coding region: 1-2088 (695 amino acids)
Biological process (GO): positive regulation of transcription by RNA polymerase II
Molecular function (GO): transcription cis-regulatory region binding
Source: RefSeq, a predicted model, not a curated record
AUGUCUUCAUACAAUGAGACAACCCCUGCCUUGCAGCAGCAACAGCAACAGCAGCAGCAGGAGCACGACGAACAGGAGCAGCAGCAACAACAGCAGCAGCAACAUGAACAGCAGGACGGGCAUCGUCCCGAUAAAAGGGAGGACGGCAUAUUGCAGCAGCAACAGCAACAGCAACAGCAACAGCAACAGCAACAGCAGCAGCAACAGCAGCAGCAACAACAGCAACAGCAGCAGCAACAACAGCAACAGCAGCAACAACAGCUGGAGCACGAAGAACAACAACGACCACGACGGGCACCACCAUCAUCACAGCAGCAGCAACAACAGCAGCAGCAGCAACAGCAGCAGCAGCAGCAGCAAGAGAGGCAUGGAAGAGGGAGGAGGGGACAAGCUGUGUCUCUUCCUGCUGCAGCAAUUCUUUCUUUUAGUCGCUAUCGUCCUAAGCCGCAGCAGCAGCAGCCGCUGCGGCCCUUGCCGCCGCAGCAACGGUCUGCAGCAGCAGCAGCAGCAGCAGCAGAAAAUGAACCUCACGGAUUCUUGCUCGCCAAGUGCCGUGUACUUGUAGGCCUGCAGCAGCAGCAGCAACAGCAGCAACAGCAGCAGCAGCAGCAAGAGGAACACCCACUGCCGCAACUGCAGCACCAUAAGAAGAACCGCUCAGAUGCACUUGCGAUAUGUGGACCGUGCGCCUGCCGGCUACUGAAUGCCUUCGGUCCUUCGCGUUGUCCUCUUUGCCAUCAACUUGUUUCUUCUGAGGAUUUAAGACCCUUCCUUAUUCAUCAGUUUGCCCCCGUAGUAGAGGGAAGCAGAGCAUCUUUUUGUCUUAUUACCCGUCCUGUUGGCAGUACCUUUGUUUAUCUAAGUGCUACAUUUAUUGCUGCUGCUGCUGCAGCAGCAGCAGCUGCUGCUGCUGCUGCUGCUGAGACGCCUGCAGCACAGCAGCAAGCGGAGGAACUUGUUGCCGCUGUUGCAGAUGCUGCUGAUGUAGCUUCUGCUGCUGCUGCUGCUGCACUGCAACAACCGCAGCAAAACCUGCUGCCUCCCCCAGAAUCCUCUUUCCAUGCCUUUUUUAAUUCAAUAGCCUUUGUUGAGGAGCCGCAGCAGAUGUGGAUGGACCACUUGCAAACCCUAGAGGGAAGAAUGUUGAGUUGCCUCGAAAUGCCUGAAGGCGACACAGAGGCAGCAAGGGAGCUUCAGGAAGCCCUGCAGUUCGCAGAGGCACUAGCCAAUCGUGCUGCAGAAGCCAGAGGCAGCAGCAGCAGCAACAGCAGCAGCAGCAACAGCAGCAGCAGCAACAGCAGCAGCAGCAACAGCAGCAGCAGCAACAGCAGCAAACCCGUGCAGCAUCUUAAACCGCUGCAUGAGCGCAUGCAGGUAUUCACGAGACUGCUGAAGCUGUUGCAUGAGCAGCAACUUAAGGAGCGCAGCUCGCAGCCAAAACGGCAGCAGCAGCAGCAGCAGCAGCAGCAGUCUGCUGCAGCACCGGGAGUAGCGGACAGCAGCAGCAGCAGCAGCAGCAGCAGCAAUGGAUUUAGCUUUUACCAGGCAGCAGAUGGCCAACCAAUAUUCCUCCAUCCUUUUUGUUAUCAGCUGCUCCUACACGACGCAGGGGGAGACCCUUCUUUGCUUCCCCCCGUUUUAUAUGAUGUGCCAAUCCUUUCGCUGCACUCGGCGCAGCAGCCGCAGCAGCAGUGGCGGAGGCCGCAGCAGCAGCAGCAGCAGCAGCAGCAGCGACAGCAGCGGCCGUUAAAGGUCUUAGAGCAUCUACCGCAGAACACCACCGUCAGCCUUGCUGAAGCCGCUCUAGACGGUUUGGUGUCGCGGGCUACGCUGCAGCAUUUUGAAGCUGACUUGCGGCAGAGGGAGCAGCAGCGAAGACAGCAGCGUCAUCGUCAGCUGCAGCAGGAAGCAGCAGCAGCACGAAAGGCAGCAGCAGCAUCUGCUGCUGCUGCUGCUGCAUUACCAGGGGCAGCAGCAGCGCGUCAGCAGGUGCCAGACGACCCUGCUGCCUUCCCCUCCCUAGGAGGGCCUACGGUUUCUGAAUACUUGUUGGAAAUCUUUAAGAUCAACAAUUCCAUCACGAUUUAG